GUGCGUUGUAGCCGUAGCAUGCCGUGUGCGUUACCGCGUGCUGCGAGCCGAGCGUGCGUAGAAUAACCGACAAUGGGAUAACGUGGAAGUGAUCGAGAGCGUGGCGUGGCGGAGGUAGCAGCAUCGGCUAGCUAGCAUGCUAACGGCUAACAACAAUGAGCUGCGUUUGGCGCUCUAGCGGGUUAAAGUUUGACUUGAAAAGACACGACGGGUUCGACGCGACUUUUCGCGUUUUAUCGACUACACGCACGCGCGGUGUCGAGUCGACAGCGGUGCGUUGUGUGGACGCGUGUUUUAUUGGUAUUUCAGCGAGCAGCCCGGUAGCUUUUUGUUUUACUUCUGAGAGCCCCGCCGCCGCUUUUUGUUUGGAGUUUCCACCGUAGACACAUCCACGACCAACGCGACACAUAACGGCGGUUGCAUCAACGAUCGCUGAGCUUCACUCAUCAGUAAAGUUUCUAACGCAUUGAUCCACGUUCAGCGCCGUAACAUCGACGACAGUGAACGAUAGUAAAACGUUACGUUGUUUUGUGGGUGUAACGUGCCUGUGAAUCACCGCACGUUGACCGGACGGAGCGUGUGGAAGUUUGGGACUUUAACUGUUACCUAGCUUCUCGUGAAUCUGUUUCUUCGACGACGCGACCAAUCAACACUAUCACAAACCGAGUUUUAUCAUUUUAGUGUUAUGUCGGUUAUUUGUUCCUUUGAUGUUCCUAUGACCGGGCUUUAAAUUCCUGGCAUUCUUGGACGUUGUUUGUUCUUCAAUUUCGUUGUAUUCGGUUGUUGAUCGUUGUUCAUGUGUUGUUCUAUGAGCUAAAUAUUGCUUUACAUAUAACAUUUUGAAGUUUUUAAGCGUUAUGAAUGACUUCUGAUCGUGUGUGUGUGGCCGCGCUCGUGUAGGGACCGCCCCCUUCUCGGGAGUAGACGUGCCAGCUGCCUGCAGACCGACACACGGUGUUUAUAACCAACACAGGCACGAUUACCGAGCUUUGUUUUUUCUUUUGCAGGUUUUUGCCUGAACACGGGCCCACAAAAAGAAUAUGUUUGGCUUCCACAAGUCAAAGAUCUACCGGAGUAACGAUGGCUGUUGCAUCUGCAAGACCAAGUCCUCCAGUUCCCGCUUCACAGACAGCAGCCGAUAUGAAGAGACGUUCAGACUCUGCUUUGGGCUUUCAGAGGAUCGUGUCGGGGACAUCUGCAAUGCCUGUGUGUUACUGGUGAAGCGCUGGAAGAAGCUGCCUCAUGGUUCUAAGAAGAACUGGAACCAUGUGGUGGAUGCCAGAGCUGGGCCAGGCUUUAAGAUGACCAAACCCAAGAAGAUCAAGAACAGUGAUGGGAAGAAGAAAAGCAAGCUAAAGAAGCUCCACAAGUUAAAGAGACAAACAGACUCUGACGCCCACAGCACCACCUCCAGUGCGUCUCCUGCCCAGUCCCCGAGUUACAGCAACCUGUCAGAUGAUGGUUCAGACAUCGAGUCCAAACAAAGACGCCCAACUCCCUCCACCUUCUCUUUCCUGGACAGAACCUACUGGAAGAGGCAAAAGGUGUGCUGUGGGAUUGUCUACAAGGGGCGGUUUGGAGAGGUCAUCAUUGAUCCCCGACUCUUUAAGCCCUGCUGCAGUUCCACAAAACAGAAGACUCUGGUCUCCACACCAGUGUCCCCACACCUUCCAGACCCACUUCCUCCACAGCUCCCAGAAGCAUGAAUGAAACU
This is a messenger RNA of Platichthys flesus (European flounder), 1714 nucleotides long. RefSeq names its product SIN3-HDAC complex associated factor, like (gene sinhcafl). Gene Ontology annotation, biological process: negative regulation of cell migration. The record is from RefSeq and is a predicted model, not a curated record. The transcript has 5 exons. Bases 1041 to 1706 code for a protein of 221 amino acids. NCBI's taxonomy places the organism in Eukaryota, Metazoa, Chordata, Actinopteri, Pleuronectiformes, Pleuronectidae.